AUGAGUGAGGAAUAGUGUGAUUAUGUCUUCAAAUUUAUAAUUAUUGGAAAUGGCAAUUGUGGAAAAACAAGUCUCCUUUAUCAUUAUAUUCAUGAGAAAUCAAUUACAAAUGUUAAGCAGACAUUAGGAGUUGAAUUUUCUGCCAAGAUUAUUUAGGUAAAAUAAAAGAAAAUUAAAAUGUAAUUAUGGGAUACGGCUGGUUAAGAGAGAUAUCGAUCCUUAACUAAAGUUUAUUAUAGAGGUGCCUUAGGUGCUUUAAUAGUAUUUGAUGUUACGAAUUCAGACUCUUUUGAAGCUCUUAGAGAGUGGAUCAAACAUGCGAGAGAUUUCUCUAAGCCAUCUAUUCAAAUUAUUAUCAUUGGAAACAAAGUAGAUCUAGAAAAAGAAAGAGUGAUUUCUGAAUAAACAGCCAAACAAUUUUGUUAAGAUAAUGAUGUAUAGUAUGUGGAAACUAGUGCUACAACUGGUUAUCAAGUCAAUGAAGCAUUUACUCUAAUAACAACAAAAACUCUAGAUUUAUUGUAAUAAGGAGCUAUUGAUGGUGGCAUGAUCAAACCAAAAUUCCUUAUGUCGAAAAAGGUAGAUGAAAAAGAAAAAUAAUAGCAAUGUAAUUGUUGA
Messenger RNA from Paramecium tetraurelia, 618 nucleotides. RefSeq lists its product as uncharacterized. The record is from RefSeq and is a predicted model, not a curated record. NCBI's taxonomy places the organism in Eukaryota, Ciliophora, Oligohymenophorea, Peniculida, Parameciidae. Gene Ontology annotation, biological process: regulation of endocytosis. Gene Ontology annotation, molecular function: GTP binding; GTPase activity. The transcript is spliced from 4 exons. Gene Ontology annotation, cellular component: endosome.